Ornithodoros turicata is the source of this 3071-nucleotide messenger RNA. RefSeq names its product zinc finger protein 664-like. Lineage: Eukaryota; Metazoa; Arthropoda; Arachnida; Ixodida; Argasidae. The coding region runs from base 456 to 1757 and encodes 433 amino acids. Gene Ontology annotation, cellular component: nucleus. The record is from RefSeq and is a predicted model, not a curated record. Gene Ontology annotation, biological process: regulation of gene expression. The transcript has 6 exons.
AACAUGAUCGAUACAAACUUUAAAGCUUCUAGUACGCUUCUAGUAAUGGCAAAGUAGCUUGGAGUGUCACUUAGAAGGAACCUUUACUGUUCACUUCGAAGCAAAAGCAACGUGGGUAUCUGUCAACGGAGAUGACAUGGGAAUCUUCACUGUUGACUAAACUGACAUGACGCGCGUAAAUCUACGUGUGCGCUCCGCUGUGUAUUGUGUCGUCCUUUGUUUGUUUCCCGUGGUAACAUACUGCUCCAGGAUCGUCUGAGACGAACGACAAUUGGGGAUGAGCACCCGGAACAGAACAACCUCAAGGAACAGGGCACAGAUACCGUGCACAAGCAAGUGUGAAAAACGAGGCUUCAUCUUCAGAAAACAGGUACUCCUCUCUGGCAAUGUCGUCUGUCUUGACUGGAAACCCUUAAAGACAGGGCUGGCUCUCUGACAAACGGGAACAGUGACUGAUGACAGCCAACGGUUUACUCCACAUAAAGGAAGGGACAAGACAUACUCGUGUCUUUGAGUCAUCACAUAUCAAGCACUCCGAUUCACAACUGCAAGAAAUGCAGCUCUCCCCAGAGUUCAGUGGCCAUCUGGUGAGAGUGAAAUCGGAACCACCUGAUGUUGCAUGCCUGCCAGAAGAGGGCCAGCAGACACAGCAACAGCACCAUGACGAGCCUUCACCAGGAGGAGAUGCUGAUGGAGUGACAGCUGGGACGUGUCGCAUUAAAGAAGAACCUCAAGAGGACUCUUCGAAUAAACAUCCAAUCAUAGAAGUGAAGACAGAGCCUUACAACAUUGCAGUGUUGACCGAACAGGACCAGAUGGGACACAGUCGUCACUCAGCAUCAGAAGCAGCAAGAGCAAGCGGUGGUAUGCCCUAUAUUAAGGGCCAGGCCGGAAGCACUUGUGAUCAGGCAUCUUCAGCUGAUACUUCCACAAAUGCACAAUUCAAGAUCAAUACAACACCAGCUGAACAGCGAUUCAACAGCACUGCCCUAGUCACUGGUGAGAAGCCAUACAAAUGCAAUGUCUGCCCUGCAGUGUUCAGACACAGUACGGGUCUGUCACGUCACAAGCGAACACAUACGGGCGAGAAGUACAAGUGCGAUGCCUGCCCUGCAGAAUUCAGUCUGAGCGGGUACCUACAGCGCCACAAGCGAACACACACGGGAGAGAAGCCAUACAAGUGCAAUGUCUGCACUGCGGGAUUCAGUCGUAGCGAGUACCUACACUAUCACAUGCGGACACACACGGGCGAGAAGCCAUACAAGUGUGAUGUCUGCCCUGCGGAGUUCAGCCGGAAUGGGCACCUACGGGAUCACAGGCGGGCACAUACGGGCGAGAAGCCUUACAAGUGCGAUCUCUGCCCUGCAGAGUUUACCCGGAACAACUACCUCCAGCAUCACAAGCGGACGCACACGGGCGAGAAGCCAUACAAAUGCGACGUCUGCCAUGCGGAGUUCAGUCGGAGGGAGUACCUACGGGAACACAUGCGCACACACACGGGAGAGAAGCCAUACAAGUGCGAUGCCUGCCCUGCGGAGUUCAGCCGGAAUGGGAACCUACAGGAUCACAGGCGGACACACACGGGUGAGAAACCAUAUAAGUGCGAUGUCUGCCUUGCAAAUUUUCGCCAGAGCGGGACCCUGCAAUAUCACAAACGGACACACACGGGCGAGAAGACAUACAAGCGCGAUGCCUGUCUUGUCGAGUUUAGGAAGAGCAGUGGACCUGAGGCAUCACAAGCAGACACACACAGCUGAGAAGGCGUACAAAUGCAACCUCUGUUCUACAAACUCGAGGCAGAGCACAAACCUGCAGUGUAACAAGCGGAUGUACAUGGAAAUGCAACCCCUGUUCUGCAGAGCUCGGCCACAGCACGAAACACCCCAGACGGAGAACAAGCUGUCUAGCACAGCAAGAGCUAGUUCAGUCAGAGGCCGUACCUGUGGCUUCACAAGUGGCUACGACAGACUUGGGAUAGAAACUGUAGUGCAGAGUAAAGUGCAGAGGUGACGUACUCUUACACAUGAAAGUGUCUGUCGAGAGGUCAAGUAUGUUCUUUCACAUGCCCUCAAUCUGGGGACCUAAAACAGCAUGUGGUAGUGCAGCGAGACGAAAAGCUGUAGAGAUGCAAUCUGUGUAUCCCACUGUGUCUUGCUUCUGUUCGAUGUUUUGAAACUUGAACAUACGAACAAAUCGAGAUUAAAGAGAGUUGGAUCUGAACGGGACUGGGGGGUGAUGCAUGUGAGAAAUAAAGAAACACUGCCAACAAAGAAAAAUGGAAAGAACACCAACGACUCCUCAACUGACCAACCAAUCAAUCCAUCAAUGGAAAUAAAGAAUGGUUCUACAGGUAUAACAACUUGUAACCGAGACCCUGAGAGUUACGUUUUUGGGUCACGAGCAUCUGUUGUGGAACGCAUUACCAUCUGUGAAUUAUAUUUUAACCCGCAUAUAACGACGUUGCCAGUUACCGCAAGUUUGAAUGUUACACGACGGGCAUCGCUGUACGAGAGCACCGCGCUGCCGUGCUCAUUACCCUAUGAGUGACGCGGAAGUGAGCCGUUACCAAAAAAAUGCUGAGAAAAGCAGAUAUUUCAUGUGGAACAACCUCCCGUCUCAUUCUGGCAGUUGCUGGGCUACAUGGCAUCACGCUCGAGUUCAUCUAGCCGCACCAUGUAUUCUGCGGAGAGGCAGCUAUUUGUAAUGAAGUCCUUCGAAAUAUCGAUUGUGCCAAAUGAGGUAGCACACGCAAUAGAUGGCGAAACAUUUUGAACAAUGGUGUGGGGACCACUCGUUUUAGAAAAUUGAAAUGUUUUAGUACAGUACAGCUCACCCUGAGCUGGCUCCCCAAGAAAGAUAACAUCACCACCCGGACUUGACCUUGCGGAAUGUUCCAGAAUAUGACUCACGGACAACUGCCACGUGGCAUACUUGCACCGAUUGUGACGUCACUCAGGGAACCUAUUUAAGCAAUAUGCCACCCUUGUACCUCUUUUGUCCUGAUGAGGACAGUGCCACUGUAGAAACGUCCACCAUUCUUUUUUUAAUCUCUGUGUUAAAUUACCCAUUAA